AGGAAGCUUUUCUGACGGUAUGCCUCUAGGAAUCUCUGGUACUUUCAACUUCAUGAUUGUAUUCCAGGCUGAGCACAACAUCCUUAUGCACCCAUUCCACAUGUUAGGUGUAGCUGGUGUAUUCGGCGGCUCCCUAUUCAGUGCUAUGCAUGGUUCCUUGGUAACUUCUAGUUUGAUCAAGGAAACCACAGAAAAUGAAUCUGCUAAUGAAGGUUACAAAUUCAGUCAAGAGGAAGAAACUUAUAAUACCGUAGCUGCUCAUGGUUAUUUUGGCAGAUUGAUCUUCCAAUAUGCUAGUUUCAACAACUCUCAUUCUUUACAUUUCUUCCUAGUUGCUUGGCCUGUAGUAGGUAUCUGGUUCACCGCUUUAGGUAUUAGCACUAUGGCUUUCAACUUAAAUGGUUUCAAUUUCAACCAAUCUGUAGUUGAUAGUCAAGGUCGUGUAAUUAAUACCUGGGCUGAUAUUAUUAACCGUGCUAAUCUUGGUAUGGAAGUUAUGCUUAAACGUAACAAUUAUUCGUAG
This is a messenger RNA of Benincasa hispida (wax gourd), 523 nucleotides long. NCBI's taxonomy places the organism in Eukaryota, Viridiplantae, Streptophyta, Magnoliopsida, Cucurbitales, Cucurbitaceae. The record is from RefSeq and is a predicted model, not a curated record.